Atta colombica is the source of this 4155-nucleotide messenger RNA. RefSeq names its product metastasis-associated protein MTA1 (gene MTA1-like). NCBI's taxonomy places the organism in Eukaryota, Metazoa, Arthropoda, Insecta, Hymenoptera, Formicidae. Gene Ontology annotation, molecular function: chromatin binding; transcription corepressor activity; transcription coactivator activity. The transcript has 13 exons. Gene Ontology annotation, biological process: negative regulation of transcription by RNA polymerase II. Bases 1121 to 3724 code for a protein of 867 amino acids. The record is from RefSeq and is a predicted model, not a curated record. Gene Ontology annotation, cellular component: NuRD complex; nucleoplasm.
UUCUCCGUUACUCGGGCCGGAGUGUGUUGGCUUCUCGCGACUCGCAAAGCCGCGAGUUGGCCUGAAGGACGCGUUAAGCGACGCGGCGAACGGUGUAACACCGCUCGAGAGUGAACGGGUGAGUGAUAUUCACGAACGAAUUCACAAGUGCGUGGUGUUUGUUCAUUCGUUCGGGUCGGGUGGCCGGGGCACUUCGGUGCAGCCUUCAUCCGCGUUAGCGGCUCGCGCUCGCCGACACGAAAAUGGCGGGCGAUGUCGGUCUCGGUGAUACGAGCGGCAAUAGCGGUGGUCGUCGCCGACGUUGUUAGCCCUCGGCACUCUCGGGGGGGGAACAUCCGCGACCGCACGUGAGUCGACAGUCGCGUAAAUCGCCGACUGUACGCACCGCGUACGGGAGAUUUUCCCGCCCUCCAGUUGUUGCGUGUCACGCACGACACGCACGUUCGUUUGUUCGUCGGGUAGCGUGUCGUUGAAAACGGAACGAACCGAACUUGAACAGCGGAACGUUAUACCUGUGGUAGAGUGUUGUGAAUAACAGUUUGACGGUAAGCACGCACGUAGUACUCUGGUUUGAAAGAGAGAGAGACAGAGAGACACCGUGCGAACCCCCGCAGGACUCCGCAGGCAGGCUGGAGGGAGGGUGGGAUUAAAGGAGCGAAAGAGACAAAGAGGAAAGAGGGAGAAAUAGAAGAGGACGGAGAUAGGCAAUAGAAAGAGCGAAACCCCCUCCCCCCUCUCUCCACCCUCGGGGGACAGAGACAGACGGGCAGAGGACGCACUGGUGACUGGCGAGGCAGACGGGAGCGAAAGUUUGGUAGUAGCGGAUCGACGAUGAGCAAACAAACACUAUGGAGUGACUAUGCUGUGAGAUGUUGACCGUAUCAUUCAGUUGACGGGAGAGAUAGAGAGAGCGCGAGAGAAAAAGAGAAGAUAGAUCCGAGUCCACGGGAAAACUGCCGGAGUGAGAGCGAGAGAGAGAGAGAGAGAGAGAGAGAGAGAGGGAGAGGGAGAGAGUGUGAGUGAGACGGAGGUAAUUAGAUAGAGAGAGGUGCGAGUGCCGCGAUCAGCGGCAGCGACCGCGAGAUUGUAACACACGUUGCGGAGGACGUACGAAGUCUUGAUGCCGAUGCCGGCCGAAUACCACGAGGGUCACGGUAACCACGAGAACGCCAAUUUCGCUCUCGGGUCCACGCAGGACGCCAACAACAUGACGGCCAACAUGUACCGGGUGGGAGAUUACGUGUAUUUUGAGACUGCCACCUCGUCGCCGUAUCAGAUUAGGAGGAUAGAAGAAUUAAAUAAGACCGCGAACGGGAAUGUGGAAGCAAAAGUCAUGUGUUUCUUCAGGCGGAGGGAUUUGCCGACUACCUUAGUUAUGCUAGCAGACAAACAUCAAUUGGCAAGCGCGGAGCAGCAGAGGUCAGAAUCCCCUGCGAGUACACAGAAUCAGAAACUCGAGAAUCCCGACACUACUAAGGAAAUGACUAAUAAAGAUGGUAUCGGGCCCAAAGUGAUGAUCAAAGGGGGCGGGAAAGGGGGCUGGCUGAAGGCCCCAUUAUCAGAGGCCCAAGAGCCCCAUGGGAUGGAAGAAGGUGUUCCCGGAGGAGUAACAGAAUUAAGUUCUAAGCAACGUCACCAAAUGAAACACAGAGAGCUGUUUUUAUCGCGACAAGUGGAGACUAUGCCAGCUACGCACAUCAGAGGCAAAUGCUGCGUUACGUUAUUAAAUGAAACUGAAUCCUUGACAAGCUAUCUAAACAAGGAGGAUUCAUUUUUUUAUUGUUUAGUAUUUGACCCUGCUCAGCGUACUUUGCUUGCUGAUAAAGGCGAAAUUAGAGUAGGUAAUAGAUAUCAAGCAACAGAAAUACCGGCGGUAUUGACAAUGUCAGAAAGAGAAGCGGAUACUCGCAGAUUACAAGACUUGGAGACUUUGGUUUGGACUCCGAAACACAAUUUGACAGAUCGUCAGAUUGAUCAAUUCCUCGUCGUUAGCAGAUCAGUAGGCACCUUCGCGAGAGCCUUAGACUGUUCGUCCUCCAUUAAGCAACCCUCCUUGCACAUGUCCGCAGCUGCUGCAUCUAGAGACAUUACUCUGUUUCACGCGAUGGACACAUUGCACCUGCAUGCCUAUGACUUAUCGAAUGCCUUAGCGUCUCUAGUACCUAGUACGGGUCCUGUAUUGUGUCGAGAUGAAAUGGAGGAAUGGAGCGCGUCCGAGGCGAAUCUGUUCGAAGAAGCGCUCGAGAAAUAUGGGAAGGACUUUGCGGAUAUACGAUCGGACUUUUUACCAUGGAAAACAUUGAAGAAUGUAAUUGAGUAUUAUUACAUGUGGAAAACGACAGAUCGGUACGUUCAGCAGAAGAGAGUGAAAGCUGUAGAAGCGGAGAGUAAGCUGAAGCAAGUUUACAUACCGAAUUAUAACAAAACCCCUACGUCGACAACUACUCCUUCCACCGCCACAAUUGUACCUCUGGGUAAUAGUAAUAGCAAUAGUAACGGAAAGCCAACCAGCGUUUUGAACGGUAAUAGUAACGGCAGCAUGGUGGGUGAUAAUUCCGGAAUACUUAUGGUUGGAGUGGGUGGGAAACCUUGCGAGGGUUGUCAGGUUGUUCAGAGUUCACAGUGGUAUUCCUGGGGACCGACGCAUAUGCAAUACCGUCUCUGUCAAUCUUGUUGGACAUAUUGGAAGAAGUAUGGAGGGCUCAAGGUGCCGUCGCGCAUAGACGACGUCGAUCUCGAUAGGAAACGCGCCGGCGCCGGUUCGGACGAAGAGAGCAAGGGGAUGGGCGGCGCGCACAGGCCGCAUCGAUGCAGCAUUCCCUCCUGUGGCAAGGAGUUCAAACUGAAGGCUCACUUGAGCCGUCACUACGCGAGCGCGCAUGGAGUGGAUCUGCGCGGCACCGCCGGAAGCGGCGGCGGCGGCGGCGGAUCGCCGCGGGUGAAUGCCGCGCCGUUGCGGCACCUAUGCGCCCAGCUGGCAUCUAAAACACCUACGGAACUGCGUAUCCUUGCACGCGCCGUACGGCCUCGGCCGCGUCCCCAAGUGAUCGACAUCGCCUCGCGCCUAGGCGAUCAUCCAGCACCUCGGCAACCCGGUGACUGGGACUGGCUGACACUAACUGCCCCAGCACAACGCAAACAGCCCGAACGAGUCUCAUUUCCACGUCCGCCAAAGGCACCGGACGGCAGUCUUUUGUAUGAGAGGGUACCAAAUAAACCUGAAGUGGACAGGCUCACAUUGACGCCACCCCAGCCCCAGCCUGUCAUGUCGACCCAACAGAAUAUUUUGAAACGCCCAAGAUCGUUCGACGAAAUUAACGGUUCAGAUGGUAUCGCUCUGAACGCAGGGCUUCCUUCUGGUGCACCGCCUGCGAAAAGAGCUCAUCAUCCGCAGCAACUGCAUCCGAAACAUACGCUGGAACAUCCCGCGCCUGCAGUUCUUCCUCUUGCGCCGCCUCUUAACGGCAGGGCCUCUCAUCCGCUGCCUCAUGGUCCGCCGUUGUCCAGAAGUAACGCACGUAAGCAAGUCAUGUCGUGGAUGGACGCACCCGAUGACGUCUACUUCCGUGCUACCGAACAGAUCAAAAGAGCUAGAAGAGCUCUAUCUUCGGUGGAGUUACGAAGAGCAGCGCGCAAACCAUGGCGCAGAAUGUCGCUCCCCCUGAAUCCGCUUCACCUCCAAAGAGCAGGUCGCCAAGACGAAAUGGUUGUCAUCUUGGAUUGAAUCCACAUAAAGAUGAACACAAGCGAAUGAUACUAUAUGUCGGUUCGCUAAUUGCGAGGCAUGACUCUGUUAACGUAAUCUUUAACAAGUGAAACUAUAUUUAGUGAAAAGGUCACAGUUUCGUGUAUUGUCAUCAGCAGCUCCGAUGGAUCAAACAACAAUCAUUAACUUAAAAAUCGAAAGAUCCUAAAAGCUCUUCUAUGAUAAAAUUUCUUCUCAUGGAAGCUGAGCAAGUCGUGGUAAUAAAAAAAGGCCUUGCUUGACCGACGAACAUAUGCAUGUUGAACAAUCGAGAAUAUCGUUGAACGACUUUACUACUUACUGAAGAAUUAAUGUUCAGCGAACUAAGUCAUACAACGUGAAACAUGAUUUUCUAUUCGUAUUAAUUAUUGUUGUUAUUAAUAAUAAUUAUUAAUUGAAUGUACAUAUAC